Quercus lobata is the source of this 516-nucleotide messenger RNA. RefSeq lists its product as uncharacterized. The record is from RefSeq and is a predicted model, not a curated record. Lineage: Eukaryota; Viridiplantae; Streptophyta; Magnoliopsida; Fagales; Fagaceae. The coding region runs from base 1 to 516 and encodes 171 amino acids. The transcript is spliced from 2 exons.
AUGGACACUAUGAGCUGCGCAUUACGAAGAGCUGCUCAAUCACCAUUCUUGAGGGACAUUGAACGGGCACCUAUGCCAAGCAAGUUCACCCAGCCUCCAUUUAACUCUUACGAUAGGAAGACGGAUCCAGUAGAGCAUGUGUUCCCCUCGAGUCUCAGGCCCACCGCUUUAAGAUGGUUCAAUGGGCAAAGAAAAGGCUCAAUUCGCAGUUUCGCCGAACUGAUUCAGGAGUUCAAUGUCCAAUUUAUGACCUACAGCCAGGUGCCGCAACUAGUAGACGCCCUGCUAUCAAUGAAAAUGGGAGCCGGGGAAACCCUUUACAACUACACUAGCCGGUAUUGGGAGCUUUACAACGAGAUCGGUGGGGGCAACAAAAAAAUCGCAGAAAGCACCUUUUGGCUGGGAUUGCCCGAGGACUCCAAAUUGCAAGAGUUAUUAACAAAGAGGUCUCCCGAGGAUAUGAGGCAGCUAAUGAGGCGUAUUGAGGAAUAUAAACAGUUAGAGGAUGGUCGGUAG